Messenger RNA from Peniophora sp. CBMAI 1063, 1068 nucleotides. NCBI's taxonomy places the organism in Eukaryota, Fungi, Basidiomycota, Agaricomycetes, Russulales, Peniophoraceae. The record is from the annotation of a GenBank genome assembly.
AUGAAGUUCGCAGUCCUCUCGACUCUCAUCGUCGCCGUGCUCGCCGCGCCCGCGCCCAUCAACCGCGCGGCAGACACUUCUGCUGCCGUAGCUACUGGCACCGCCGUCGCGACUUCGGCCGCUGGCGCUGCCACGGGCAGCGCAGCCUCUAUCGCUACUGCAGCAGGCGCUUCAGCUACUGACGCUGGCGCUGGCACAGAUGCAACCGUGACAGCUACCGACGUCGGUACCGCCGCGACUUCUACCGCAACCGGUGCUGCAUCUGGCUGCGGCGGUGGCAAGCAUCACCACAAGGGUGGUAAGGGUAACGGCGGCCAAGGCGGCGCCGGAGCCGGUGCCGCUACUGCUACGGACGCUGGCGCGGCCGGCGCUGCUUCCGCGACGGCCACGGACGCCUCCGGUGCGGCCGGUGCGGCCGUCACCGACUCUGCUGCUCCCGCCGGCUCCGCCGUUCCCAUCGCGCGUAACUUCGGUCGCAACUUUGGCGGCGACUCGCCUGACUUUGCUGUAGUGAGGCGCGCAAAUGGCGGUGGUCUCUUCGGUGGUCUCUUCGGUGGCCAGGACCAGGGCCAGGAUGGCCAGGGUGCAGCUGGUGCCGCUGGUCAGGGUACCACUGGCGUCACCGGGACUGGUGCUGAUGGCGCGGGUGCCGGUGCUGCCGGUCAGGGCGCUGGCCUUGGUGGACAGGGCACUGGUGCCGGCCAGGAAGGUGCAGGUGCCGGCGCUGGUCAGGGUGCUACCGGUUCCUGCUCUACUGGAGCGGGUGCUGGUGCUGGUCAGGGUGCAGGUGUUGGCGCUGGCGCCGGUGUAGGUCCCAGUUCAGGCGCGACUGGCUCGGACGCUGGCACUGGUAGCACCGGUUCGGGUGCAGGCUCUGGCUCGACUGGCUCUGACGCGACGAGCGCGGCCGCUUCUAAGGCUACUGCUACCGGUGCCGCUGGUGGUGCCGCUGCUACCGCCACGAGCGCUGCCACCGUUUCGACUGGAACGGCGGCUUCCUCGAGCUCAUCGAGCUUCAGCUCUGGCGCAGACUCUGGCGCCUCUGGUGCGAUUCCCGCCGCCGCGUAA